CAAUAAUUCAGUACACUUUGGGAUUUGAACCUUACAGAAAUAUUUACAAAGCUCUUGAUGCAAAAGGAAGGACCAAAAUGACUUUCUUCUUCCUCCAAUUAAGUGGAAUACAUCACCACAAAUUACACCCAAAGAUCCAUAUGAGAGAAAUUGAAGAUGAAUUCUCAGAGUUGAAUGAUCAAAUCUUCAAAGGUAGUAAAUUUUUCAACACCUUAGAAAAAUACACCAAGAUCAUGGAAUCACCAGAGAAACAUGUUCAGGAAUAUCAUGAACUCAUGGAAAUCAAGAAAGUACUCCAAAGAGUAUGCAAGCUUUUCACAAGAAUUGGUGAUGGUCCAAGGUUUGAAAAAAUCAACUUUCACUUCAGGUUUCUGUUUUUAAUAAUAGAUUUUGUUGUAAGGAACUAUGGAAAAGAAGUGCUUGAUGAAUACAGAGUUGGAAGCGAAUUCCAACUAUAGAAUUUUAGAGGUUAAACUCAAUUUAAGAAAUCUAUGAGCAUGAAAUUAUGAAGUUUUAUAUGAAGGGUAAAACCAUUUGUCCUUGAAAACAAACAUAUCAUCCUUCAAUUUUGAGUCAAUUAAUCUGUAACUGUUCA
Messenger RNA from Puccinia graminis f. sp. tritici CRL 75-36-700-3, 595 nucleotides. RefSeq lists its product as uncharacterized. The record is from RefSeq and is a predicted model, not a curated record. The coding region runs from base 78 to 458 and encodes 126 amino acids. The transcript is spliced from 3 exons. Lineage: Eukaryota; Fungi; Basidiomycota; Pucciniomycetes; Pucciniales; Pucciniaceae.